This is a messenger RNA of Nicotiana tabacum (common tobacco), 1269 nucleotides long. Its product is annotated as GDSL esterase/lipase At2g04570-like. NCBI's taxonomy places the organism in Eukaryota, Viridiplantae, Streptophyta, Magnoliopsida, Solanales, Solanaceae. Gene Ontology annotation, molecular function: hydrolase activity, acting on ester bonds. The record is from RefSeq and is a predicted model, not a curated record.
AAUCUCAACACAAAUUAAACAAUGGCUUACACUUUCGUCAGUAUUAUUCUGUGUCAAUUCUUGUUACUAAUGACUACAACUUUGGCAGGAAAAGUUCCAGCAAUUAUAGUGUUUGGUGAUUCCUCUGUUGAUUCAGGGAAUAACAACCAGAUUUCCACUGUUUUAAAGAGCAAUUUUGAGCCGUACGGUCGUGAUUUUUACGGUAAAAAACCAACUGGGAGGUUUUGCAAUGGGCGAAUUCCGCCAGAUUUUAUAUCUGAGGGUUUUGGAUUGAGACCAUUUGUUCCAGCUUAUUUGGAUCCGGCAUUUGAUAUAUCUGAUUUUGCAAUGGGAGUUUGCUUUGCUUCUGCUGGUACUGGUUAUGAUAAUGCCACUUCUGAUGUGCUUGAUGUGAUACCAUUGUGGAAGGAAGUGGAAUACUACAAGGAAUAUCAGAAAAAACUAAGAGCAUACGCAGGCAAAAAGAAAGCCAAAUACAUAAUAAAAGAGGCAUUAUAUUUAGUAAGCAUAGGAACAAAUGAUUUUUUAGAGAAUUACUACUCAAUGCAAAGCAGACGUGCCUCUCAAUACACAGAAGAUCAAUUUCAGAUUUUCCUUCUUCGACUUGCACAGAAUUUUGUAAAGCAAAUUUAUCAAAUGGGAGCAAGAAAAAUUUCCUUAACCGGACUUCCUCCAAUGGGGUGUUUACCUUUGGAAAGAGCAACAAAUUAUAUAAGUGGAAAUGGAGAUGGAUGCAAUGAGAAAUAUAAUAAUGUGGCUAAGCAUUUUAAUGUGAUGUUGGGUGGUUUAGUUCAGAAACUAAACAAAGAACUUCCUGGGAUUAGAGUGGUUUUUGCUGAUGCUUAUAAUCUCUUGCUACAUAUGAUUAGAAAACCUUCUUCUUAUGGGUUUGAAGUGGCAGGCGUAGCAUGUUGUGGCACAGGAUUAUUUGAAAUGGGUUACUUGUGCGAUAGUUUAAACCCAUUGACAUGCACAGAUGCAAACAAGUACGUAUUUUGGGAUGCUUUUCAUGUGACGGACAAAACAAACCACAUUAUCUCUAAUUUCUUGAUGAGACAUGUCUUUCGCCAAUUUCAAUAGUUGCACUGUUGGAUCAUAUCAUGUCUUUUGUACAUUCACUUGUUUUUACUUGUUUAUUCGGUGUUUGGUGUGUCGAUCAUCAAUAGAAAAUCGUCUUUGCACCUUCACAAGCUAAGGGUAAGAUCUGUGUACAUGUUAUUCUUCUCAUAUCUUACUUGUGAGAUUAUACUGAAUAUGUUAUUGUUGUUA